UUCCCAAAGCCAGUGUUAUUACUGCUUCUCAAAGCUACGGGCACCGGAUCGCCAUCUUUGGCAAGAUUCUUUUGGGAUACAAUGGGAAUUACUGGGUGGCCUCGGUUCGGUUCUUCCCUCGUCUCAGUUCGCGGCUCACCAGCCACAUUGAUGCAGCCCCCAGGCUGGAAGGAGGCUGCAGGAGCUUCCCCUCAGGUCAUCCUCUCAUCCCUCCCCCGUGCCCCAGGAGCUGGUUGUGGGGGCGGUUCCAUCCCCUCGGCCCAUCCGGGACAGGAGCCUAGGUUCCCUUCGGGGGGUACCCCAAACCCCAUCCUUGGCCUCAGGCCAGCCCUGGUACACUGCCCGCUCCCAGGCUUGACGAGAGGCUGCGGGCCAGUGGGUGAAGGGGCUCGCCCUGACUGCCAGGCCCCGCCCAGGCGCACCCGGGAGGACGGGCUGGGAUGACGCGGGCGCCGGGGGGGUAGGUCGCGAGGCCGGGGUCUCCAUGGCGCAGGAGGACGGGGGCCUUCGAGGACCACGCGGGCCUGGGAAUCGCCUGCCAGGCUAGGCUGGAGGACGCACGUGCUCUGAGCUGUGUCGAAGGGGCGGGGCUGAGAGCCGCGGCCGGGCCACGGGACGGGGAGGAGCCGCGGACGGUGGGCGGGGCCAGCGGGCCGGGGCCUAAAAGGCGGCGCGGGCGGGGUUCCUGACGCAGCUGCGGGCGGCUAGCGGCGCGCACAAUCCUCGCUCGGCUGCGGCUCCCGGGUAUCCCAGGCCCGGCCGGUAAGCAGAGCAUGGCGGGUGCGGGCCCGAAGCGGCGCGCGCUAGCGGCCCCGGUGGCCGAGGAGAAGGAAGAGGCGCGGGAGAAGAUAAUGGCCGCCAAGCGGGCGGACGGCGCGGCGCCGGCAGGCGAGGGCGAGGGCGUGACCCUGCAGCGGAACAUCACGCUACUCAACGGCGUGGCCAUCAUUGUGGGCGCCAUCAUCGGCUCGGGCAUCUUCGUGACGCCCACGGGCGUGCUCAAGGAGGCAGGCUCGCCGGGGCUGGCGCCGGUGGUGUGGGCCGCGUGUGGCGUCUUCUCCAUCGUGGGCGCGCUCUGCUACGCGGAGCUGGGCACCACCAUCUCCAAAUCGGGCGGCGACUACGCCUACAUGCUGGACGUCUACGGCUCGCUGCCCGCCUUCCUCAAGCUCUGGAUCGAGCUGCUCGUCAUCCGGCCUUCAUCGCAGUACAUCGUGGCCCUGGUCUUCGCCACCUACCUGCUCAAGCCGCUCUUCCCCACCUGCCCGGUGCCCGAGGAGGCAGCCAAGCUCGUGGCCUGCCACUGCGUGCAGAGAUCAAUGUCUUAUUGUGAUGAGUCUCGACUGUCAGAUCUUCUUCGGAGGAUCACCCCGGAAAACGACCGAGACCGAAGAUUGGCUACUGUAAAGCAGUUGAAAGAAUUUAUUCAGCAACCAGAAAAUAAGCUGGUACUAGUUAAACAAUUGGAUAAUAUCUUGGCUGCUGUACAUGACGUGCUUAAUGAAAGUAGCGAAUUGCUUCAGGAGUUGAGACAGGAGGGAGCUGGCUGUCUCGGCCUUCUUUGUGCUUCUCUGAGCUAUGAGGCUGAGAAGAUCUUCAAGUGGAUUUUUAGCAAAUUUAGCUCAUCUGCAAAAGAUGAAGUUAAACUCCUCUACUUAUGUGCCGCCUACAAAGCACUAGAGACUGUGGGAGAAAAGAAAGCCUUUUCAUCUGUAAUGCAGCUUGUAAUGACCAGCCUGCAGUCAAUUCUUGAAAAUGUGGAUACACCAGAAUUGCUUUGCAGAUGUGUUAAGUGCAUUCUUUUGGUGGCUCGAUGUUACCCUCAUAUUUUCAGCACUAAUUUUAGGGAUACAAUUGGUAUAUUAGUUGGAUGGCAUAGAGAUCAUACUCAGAAACCUUCGCUCACGCAGCAGGUAUCUGAAUUUCUUAUGCGAUUCCAAGGGUGGUUGCAGAGUUUGGAGCCAUUUUGGGUAGCUGAUCUUGCAUUUUCUACGCCUCUUCUUGGUCAGUUUCUAGAAGACAUGGAAGCAUAUGCUGAGGACCUCAGCCAUGUGGCCUCUGGGGAAUCAGUGGAUGAAGACGUCCCUCCUCCAUCAGUGUCAUUACCAAAGCUGGCUGCGCUUCUCCGGGUAUUUAGUACUGUGCUGAGGAGCAUUGGGGAACGCCUCAGCCCAAUUCGGGCCCUCCAAUUACUGAGGCAUACGUAACAGAUGUUCUGUACAGAGUAAUGAGAUGUGUGACGGCUGCAAACCAGGUGUUUUUUUCUGAGGCUGUGUUGACAGCUGCUAAUGAGUGUGUUGGUGUUCUGCUCGGCAGCUUGGAUCCUAGCAUGACUAUACAUUGUGACAUGGUCGUUACAUAUGGAUUAGACCAACUGGAGAAUUGCCAGACUUGUGGUACCGAUUAUAUCAUCUCAGUCUUGAAUUUACUCACGCUGAUUGUUGAACAGAUAAAUACGAAACUGCCAUCAUCAUUUGUAGAAAAACUGUUUAUACCAUCAUCUAAACUACUAUUCUUGCGUUAUCAUAAAGAAAAAGAGGUUGUUGCUGUAGCCCGUGCUGUUUAUCAAGCAAUGCUCAGCUUGAAGAAUAUUCCUGUUUUGGAGACUGCCUAUAAGUUAAUAUUGGGAGAAAUGACUUGUGCCCUAAACAACCUCCUGCACAGUCUGCAACUUCCUGAGGCCUGUUCUGAAAUAAAACAUGAGGCUUUUAAGAAUCAUGUGUUCAAUGUAGACAAUGCAAAAUUUGUAGUUAAAUUUGACCUCAGUGCCCUGACUACAAUUGGAAAUGCCAAAAACUCACUAAUAGGGAUCAUUAAGCAGCUUUGAGUCUGGAAAAUUUGUUGAAUGUACCGAGCAAUUAGAAUUACUCGGAGAAAUUAUCAGUCCUGGAAAUUAUCAGUUACCAGGAGAAAAUAUCAGUCUACUUGCUGGAGGAUCAAAAGAGAAAA
Molecule: messenger RNA, 2949 nt
Organism: Pan troglodytes (chimpanzee)
Lineage: Eukaryota; Metazoa; Chordata; Mammalia; Primates; Hominidae
Product: putative L-type amino acid transporter 1-like protein MLAS
Exons: 12
Coding region: 774-2207 (477 amino acids)
Biological process (GO): amino acid transmembrane transport; neutral amino acid transport
Cellular component (GO): membrane
Molecular function (GO): L-amino acid transmembrane transporter activity; neutral L-amino acid transmembrane transporter activity
Source: RefSeq, a predicted model, not a curated record